GCAGUGCGUCAAUCUGAUCGGUUAGAGAUAACAUGGCGGCCGAUACCGAUUCAUCAAGUACUAAAUUCUCGAGAUCUGAAAGCUGUUCUUCUUUUAUAUCCAACUUCAUUCUUUUCUUUAUCUGUUUCGGCACCUUUUCCGACGCAUCGACAAUUACAUUCUAACCUUUCGACAAGUGACACUGUGUUAUUAUUGUUUUUCUUUUUUCUCUUUUUUUCUGGAAAUAUUGAAACUGAUUUGAACUUAGAGAUGGAAAACGGGACUGCAAAUGAUGGAAAAUCAGUCGCAGAGAAACAUGCUGAAAGAAUGAAACGCUUGAGAGAACUCCAUACGAAAAGAAACGAGGCUAGACAGCAAAAUCAUAAAGAAGUUGUAGAGGAGGAUAAAAGGAACAAACUUCCUUCAAAUUGGGAAUCUCGUAAAAGGCAAGCAGAAUGGAUCAUUCAAGAUGAAGCUGCAAGAAAAGCUGCCGAAGAAAAAGGAGAAGAUUAUGAGAGAACAAAAUUACUUCACAUUGAUGCAACAGAAGCAGAACGUAUAGCAAGAAAGAAAAAAAAUAAAAAGAAUCCAGAUCCAGGUUUUUCAGACUAUGAACAAGCAGCUAUUCGUCAAUACAACAGGCUGGUGAAAAAUAUUAAACCAAACAUGGAUUCAUAUAACGAAGCCAAAGAAAAGUUAGGUCCAGCUUUUUACGGGGAUAGGAAUACUAUAUUACAUGGUCUGCAUGAAGAUAAAAAAGAAGCUGUUGACAAAAUGGUGGAAAACUUGGAAAAACAAAUUGCAAAGAGAGAAAAAUAUAGUAGAAGAAGAAUGCACAAUGACGAUGCCGAUAUCGAUUACAUCAACGAACGUAACGCUAAAUUCAACCAGAAAUUAGAAAGGUUCUAUGGGGAAUAUACGCGUGAAACAAAGCUGAAUUUGGAACGAGAAAAAACAUGCUAUUAAGGUACUCAAGUUUCCUCUACCCCAGAGGUGGCGGAGGUGGCGGAGGUGAUGUAUCGAUGUUCAAGCGUGUUAACGAGGUCGUAAAGUCGUCUAUCGAUUUUCCAGAAGUCGUACCUGUGUUUCCGUGA
This is a messenger RNA of Heterotrigona itama, 1073 nucleotides long. The record is from the annotation of a GenBank genome assembly. Lineage: Eukaryota; Metazoa; Arthropoda; Insecta; Hymenoptera; Apidae.